This is a messenger RNA of Triticum aestivum (bread wheat), 2818 nucleotides long. Its product is annotated as receptor-like protein 45. NCBI's taxonomy places the organism in Eukaryota, Viridiplantae, Streptophyta, Magnoliopsida, Poales, Poaceae. The record is from RefSeq and is a predicted model, not a curated record. The transcript has 5 exons. Gene Ontology annotation, molecular function: protein binding. Bases 1 to 2763 code for a protein of 920 amino acids.
AUGGCGAUCAUGGUCUUUGAUAGUACUAUUUCUCUUGUUACAGUCCAUGCUUCAAUUGUCCUCUGGCUGCUUCGUGGAGGAGAGAGCUGCUCUACUAGACAUCCAGUCCUCGCUGAUAAGAUCGGACUAUCAAAGCUUCGAUAUCUCGACCUCAGUGGCACUCUGUUGGGAGUGGGUUUCCCGGAAUUUAUUGCGAAAAUUUUCUCACUGGAAGUCUUAGCUCUCAACGAUAACAACCUGAACGGAAGUCUCCAAGCUGCAGCUGUUGAAAAUCUUAGGAAUUUGCGACAAUUGAAUAUGUCUGGGAAUAGAUUCAACGGAGACCUCCCAGCCUCACUAUUUGCACUUCCUCAGCUAAAGAUCCUAGAUCUCUCCAGAAAUAACUUCUGUUGGCAUAUUCCAGUUAGUUCAUCCCCAGGGCCAAUUUCACCUGAAGUCCUAGAUCUCAGUUUUAAUCGCCUCAAUGGAACUCUCCCGGUUAGAGCUUUUAAAAACAUCAGGAGCUUGAAUUUGGGUGGCAACCAGUUUAGCGGAUCUCUUCCUGUGUCAUUAUUUGCACUUCCUCAUCUCAAGUUCCUAGAUCUCUCAGAUAAUAAUUUUAAGGGACGUUUUCCUGUUAAUCUGUCUUUGGUGCCGGUCCCCCUUGAGGUCUUACAUCUGGAAUAUAAUAAGUUGAGUGGACCUCUUCCGACUGAACAAGAAUUUGUAAAUCUUCAGAACCUACGAGAGUUGUAUUUGAGUUCCAACCGAUUCAGCGGAAGCAUUCCAACAUUCUUGCUUUCGCUUCCACAUAUUGAACGGCUGAACCUCUCGAAAAAUUUCCUGGGAGGACAGAUUCUGAGAAAUCGGUCUUUGAAUCUUUCACCUUCGCUUAGGAGUCUUCGGUUUUCCCAAAACAAUUUGAGUGGUAGAUUUUCCUUCACUUGGCUUGGAAAUCUCACAAAACUAGAAGAGAUAGACCUUUCAGGCAAUUCGAACCUAGUUGUUGACGUUAGUAUUUCCAGAUGGACAUCCCCAUUACAAUUGAAACAACUACUGCUCUCUGGUUGUGACAUUGACAAGAACAUUAUUGCAGAACCACAUUUUUUACGCACACAACAUCAUUUAGAGGUGCUUGAUUUGUCCAACAACAACUUGUCAGGCAGCAUGCCAAAUUGGUUGUUUACAAAGGAAGCAAGACUACAGGAUCUAAAUCUUGGGAAUAACUCGCUAACUGGAUCUCUGGACCCAAUAUGGCAUACCCAAUCUUCACUCAGUGUUAUCAACAUACACAUGAACCAUAUCACAGGACAGCUGCCGGCCAACCUUAGCUCAAUGUUUCCAGGCUUGUUUGUUCUAGAUUUUUCUAGUAACGACUUAUUUGGGCACAUACCAACGUCAUUGUGCGAGAUCAGCGGCAUGCAUGUUUUAGACCUAUCAAACAACAACCUUUCUGGGGAAGUUCCAGCUUGUGUUUUUACUAAUUAUCCCAUGCUAAUGACCUUGAAGGUCUCAAACAACAAGCUUGGUGGUCUGCUUUUUAGUGGAAUGAGUAAUUUGUCCAGUAUACGUGAAUUGUGUUUGGAUGGUAACAAAUUUAAAGGGACAUUGCCUCGUGAUCUGGCAGGAGAGAAUCUAAGGGUCAUUGAUUUGCAUGAUAACGAGUUGUCUGGCAAACUCGAUACAUCAUUUUGGAAUAUGUCUUGUUUGAAAGUCCUGAAUCUUGCUGGCAACCAUAUAACCGGCAAAAUUGAUCAACACAUUUGCGGCUUCACGGAAAUAUGCCUUUUAGAUCUGUCGCGCAACUACCUUACAGGGUCUGUACCAAAUAGUUGCUUCAUAGUGCUAAAUUUUCUUAACCUUACUGGGAACUCCUUAUCUAGCGAUAUCUCUUUUGCUCUUUUCAACACAUCAAGUCUAAUUGCUUUGGACAUCAGGCACAAUCAUUUCAUGGGCAACCUCAAUUGGGUAGGUUACCUUGAAAACAUUAGGCUACUUUCGCUGGGCGGAAAUAAGUAUGAAGGGCAGAUCACUCCAAACCUGUGCAGACUCAUGUACAUGAGGAUAAUUGAUUUGUCCCAUAACAAGCUUUCAGGUUCUCUGCCAGCAUGUAUCGGUAACAUAUCUUUCAAAGGUGACACAGAUGACCAAAUUCUUCAUUCAAUUGAUGGGAUUGCUAGUCCAUCCUAUCACACAUUCUAUGUCUUAAAAGACUUCACCUUUGCUACCAAAGGGAAUCUCUAUACAUACGGUCGUAGUUUCUUCAUUUCAAUGGCUGGCAUUGACCUGUCUGCAAACAUGUUGGAUGGAGAAAUUCCUUGGGAGCUAGGAAACCUGAGGCAUAUCAAAUCCCUUAAUUUGUCCAGCAAUUUCUUUGUUGGUCCGAUCCCAACAACCUUGGGCGGCAUGGGGGAGAUAGAAAGCUUGGACCUCUCCCACAAUGAGCUGAGUGGACCAAUACCUUGGCAGUUAACCCAGCUAUCUUCUUUGGGGGUGUUCUCUGUGGCAUACAACAACUUGUCAGGAUGCAUACCAAACUCUGGUCAGCUCAGCUCAUUCAACAUGGACAGCUACCUAGCCAACAUCAACCUUCACAAUAUUACUCAUGGGAAUACUUGUGCUGCUCCCAGUCCAGAUCCUGCUGCGGGGAAAGAUGUAGAAGAGAUGCGCAGUGACCCAGUUCUAUACGUGGUCACAGCUGUCGGCUUUGUUUUUGCAUUUUGGGCUACUAUUGGGUUCUCAUUUUGCCAUCCUUAUGGAAGAUCUGUAAUGCUUAAGCUGUAGUGCUUGAGCAAUUACACAUUGCAAGUUAUGUAACUGAACCGUACUUCAGUUGUGU